This is a messenger RNA of Adineta ricciae, 540 nucleotides long. Lineage: Eukaryota; Metazoa; Rotifera; Eurotatoria; Adinetida; Adinetidae. The record is from the annotation of a GenBank genome assembly.
AUGUGUUUUCUUCUUAAAAAAUACUUAUUUACCGUUUGCUCCGACCAACCGAUACAAAACAAUCGUUCAAAAGUAUCUACUACACAAGUUAUUUCAUUUCGAACCAGUAUGAGUAAAGAAGAAGUCAGACAACUGUUUGAAAAAUUUGAUAAUGGCAACGGACAUUUAUCUUUGGCGGAAAUUGAACGAGCCAUUAUUAAUUUCUAUCCGCAAUUCGGUACGAAUCGAAAGGCCAUCCUUCGUGCGUACAAAGCGGCAGAUACGAGUGGUAAUGGCUUUGUUGAACUGAAAGAAUUCAACAAAAUCGUUCAAUUACUCAAACAAUACGAUACAAUUAGCAAGGUUUUUGAAGAGUUGGAUACCAACGAUGAUCACCGGAUUAGUUUCCAAGAAUUCAAAAAAGGUUUUGAACUACUUGGUGAAGAUAAUUCUGACGAAGAAAGUUUAAAAGAAGAAUUCAAUGCAAUGGAUUCCAAUGAUGGCAAUUACGUUCUUUUCGACGAAUUUUGUAUGUACAUGGCUCAUCGGCAAAUGCAGUAA